Messenger RNA from Salvia hispanica, 653 nucleotides. RefSeq names its product tumor necrosis factor receptor family protein. The record is from RefSeq and is a predicted model, not a curated record. Lineage: Eukaryota; Viridiplantae; Streptophyta; Magnoliopsida; Lamiales; Lamiaceae.
GAUUUAUGCUGGGUUUUUAACUUCAUUGUGUUGAGGAAGAAAGCAGAAGUAUCUGCUUGUGUGUUGUGAUUUGGAAAACUGAUCAAGGAUGUGGAACGGCAACGGAAAUGCGGUGAUGCAGACGGCGAUGAGGUAUUUCUCCACGAGCUCGCGGAAGCGUGCCCCCAAUUUGAGGAAGAUAAACCCUAGGGUUCCAUUUCAGGAGGCCGCCUACAUUGCCGAAGGUCUCUACGACGUCAUCAAGGCUAAUGGCCCUCUCACCAUCGGAAAUGCAUGGAAUCACGUCAAGGAUGCUGGUAUCAGUGGUCUAAACAGCAAAACACACAUGAAGAUUAUGCUGAAGUGGAUGAGAGGUAGGAGUAUGCUCAAACAAAUCUGUAACCAAGUUGGAUCCAACAAGAAAUUUCUUGUCACCACAUAUCCAGAAGAACCUCAGACGGACCAGGUGAUCAACUACACCCCAGAAGUGAAGCCGAAGACUCAGAAACCUUCAAAGUCUGAUAGAAAACGAGCACGAUAAUGGGUGCAUGUGUAAGUGUCUGUGCUGAUUGCUAUUUUGUUAUUUCUUCCCCCUAUCUUGGCCUUCAGUGGAAGUGUCGGUGUUGAGCACAAAAAUUUUCCCAUUCAAGGUAUGAAUGUGCUUUAGUUCCCUA